GGGAAUGAGAGGGGAGCGGCGAGAGGAGGAGGAGGGGGGGUCGGUGAGUCGGGUGACGCGCCAAGCACCGCGCUCGCGGCACUCCACGUCGCAGUCGGUGGACCUCGGAACGGCGGCACGGGACGGGGUGAGGUGCAGGAGGUGGAGUCACCGCGGCACAGCGGCACGGCUACUCGGGGAGACGCGGCAGAGGCGAGGAUGUCUGACGGGGGGGAGGAGGACGGACAGGCGGACGGGCGGAGGGAGGCGGGCGGCCGUGCCCGCUCCCCGGAGUGGCUGAGCCGCGGUUUGGAGCGCGGCGCGCCGCCGCUGCUGCUGCUCGACGUGCGCGCCCCGGAGGCGUUCCGCGAGGCGCGGGUGCGCGGCGCGCUCAGCCUCUGCGUGCCCCCGGGGCUCAUGCUGCGCCGCCUGCGCAAGGGCUCUCUGCCCGUGCGCUCGCUCAUCCCCGAGCAGCGACACAAGGACGCGUUCGCCCGCCGCUGCAAGAGCCACGCGGUGCUCCUGUACGGGGCGGACAGCGGCGACUGUGGCGAGGACGGUGGCGGCGGCUCCGUGCUGGCGCUCAUCCUGAGGCGCCUGCGUGAGGAGGGGUGCGAGGCGUCGUUCCUGCAGGGUGAGGGAGAAGCUAUCUCGCACCUCCGCGCACUCGCCCCAGGGAGGUUUGCCGACACGCGCGCUCGGCUCGCCUGGGAAGCAGGGUGAAACAACAAACACAACUCACCCCCCCCGUGACCGACGCGGCGUGAAGAGGCCCAUCAUCCAGCGGUGGAUAGACACGGUGCGGUGAUGCGUCGUUAAUAUACCGGUCCGUCAACUUGUCGAUGCGUCGUGAUGUUUAUCUGCCCAGCGUUGGGGUAUAUCCGCGAGUGUGACUGCAUUUGUCACAUGCCGGGGUGAACGGCGUCCCGUGAACCCGGGCGGUCCCUGAGUGCGACUGCGAGUACGCUGGGUGGUGACUAGCGCAGUCUGCUCGUCUCACGCUGCUUGUCAUCCGCGAGCAGCGUGGCUGUCUGGGCAACCCUCUCGGACUCAAACGUCAACAACAUCCGAGCACCCGUUCACCGAGGGCUGAGCGAUGGUGAAGCUCGUUCUACGAUCAGCGAAACACACCCCAGCGUGUCCUGAGCGUACCGCGCGUCAGAUUUCCCUCCGUCUUUCCAAAUAAUAUACGGGCCCUGUGUCAAUCCACUGCUGGAUGGAGGCUGUCCCCACACCGGGUCGGCCAUCAGGGUUAAUGGGGAGCGGUGGUGUAGCGGUUAGCGCUACGCUGCGCUAUGAACCCGGCGACCCGGGUUCGAUUCCCGUUCACGGCCAACACCGAUGACGAUUAUCUGAACCGGUCAUGGGCCUCCCCUAGGUCUCAAAUGAGUACCUGAUGCGUUGUGUAGUAAACAGCGCCACUCGGGAGACAAAGGCGGUCGGGCGGGGUGCUGGCCACCCACUCCCCUCGUGUGCCGUCCCGGCCUUCAUAGGUGCUCGCUAACAACACUUGCCCCAACAGUCUGUUAAGGCUACACGGGGGAUGUUUUGUCUUUUGGCCACACUUCACGGGGUGCAGGGCCAGUUCAGAUAUCGCUCGCCACUGCCGUUAGCCGUGGCUGAGUUCAGGGCGCUGUCGUGACAUCAUCGAUCGUUGUGGGAAAACGUCGUCGCCAAUGAAGACUUCGGGAAGUGGUGGGCGGGUUAUGAACGAAAGGCUGAAAACAUUCGACUCGUGUGUACUCGGGAUUUGCAAGGCGUACAGAUUGAUCCAAACUCCAAAUAUACAGUAGGUGUCAGGGUCGGGAUCGACCCCACGACGUUCUGCAUACCAGGCGAGGUAGUUAACAUCUCGCCGCCUUGGAUGGGCAUCACCUGGGGUGGGCACGUGUGGCAGAUACUCAAACACAGCAACGAACGGCACUCCGCACACAACCACUCGAUUGUCACUUCUUAAACAACCACAGUUGUACAUUGUUACAAUUUUGAGUGGUUAUAGUUGUACGGGACUGAGAUGGAAACGUUCACUCCUCUUUACCUGAAGCGACUUACAUCACAUCUCGUUUGACGGGGCAGCUGCCUUCCCUGUGCGGCACAAAGUGACUCGGCAGUCCGGCACGGGUCAGGCACGGGUCGAGGCACGGGUCAGCACGGGUCGAGGCACGGGUCAGCACGGGUCGAGGCACGGGUCGGGCACGGAGUCUGCCAGUAGGGGGCGAUGGUUGCCGUCGUGUAAUCCCCAUUGUGUAAUUUGUCCCGAGGCGAGCCGUGUUCGUUUGUGGGUUCGGCCCACGCAAGAAUACAACAUGUGGAGAGUCGCAUUGGCUAAGAGCAGCGACGCGUUGAGUGAACCAGAUCGUUCGACACUGCCCACUGCACGUGAAACACUCACGUCUAUUGCCAUCUACCACCCAUACACAAUUGGACCAAACAAGCCAUGUGACCACACAAUGGGAGUAUGUAAAUAGUUUGACUCUUCUAUUUUUGCGUUUGACGGCAAAAUGAUCUAAAUAGCAACGUCGAGGCAUUCUGGAGAGAGAGAGAGAGAGCUCCAGUAGGUUUGCUCUUCCCCCAUCUCUGAUGAAGGAAUGCAGACUACAGUGGUGUUACGCGACACGCUCCACAGUUUGAGUUGCAUGGCCACAAUCGCACCACUGUGGCUCUUGUCUUUAUUUCCCGUUCACAAACAAACAACAACAAAAGUGGUAGCGGCAUCGCCCUGCCGAUGAUCUUUAUUUUCGAUGCCGAACGCCAUAAAACCAAACGCGAUCCCCACCCACGGUUGGCCGGGUCUCGCCCGCGUCUUGCCGGCUCAGGGAGAAGCAACAGCUUGGCACCGAGGUCCCGUGCGGCCACCAACGCAGCAGCAGCCGCACACAACCCCAGCGCGCCCCCAACCCAAUCCCUGGCUCGUAAACAGCC
This is a messenger RNA of Lethenteron reissneri (Far Eastern brook lamprey), 2901 nucleotides long. RefSeq names its product dual specificity protein phosphatase 7-like. The record is from RefSeq and is a predicted model, not a curated record. NCBI's taxonomy places the organism in Eukaryota, Metazoa, Chordata, Hyperoartia, Petromyzontiformes, Petromyzontidae.